UCUAUCUCUCUCAUUCUCUUACUCUCUCUCUCUCUCUUUCUUUCUUUUUAUCUGUUAUUAACUCUCUUUUCCUUUCUUCCAUAUCUUCUCGUCACUAUUGAACUUACGCGGGUGUCACGACGUAAGAAUAUCACUCUCUCGUAUUCUUUGUUGCUUCGUCGCAUCGUCUUUCUUUUCACGUCGGACUAAUCACGACGACCGAACAAUAGUCGAUAGAAGAAACGAGCGAGCGAAGAAACGAGCAAAAUAGCAAACGAACGAGCGAGUAAGCGAACGAACGAACGAGAAAGCGAGCGAGCGAGCAAGCAAGCAAGCAAGCAACCAACCAAGCGCGCUUCUUUCGACGCCAAAGAGCGGUGACGCGUUUCCGUAACGCGCUUUUGCUAGAAAAGCGUUGUUUGCGCUCCAAGACGUGGAUUUACCUUUGCCGAUACUUUCAAGGAUCUUCAAAAGGAUGAUCCUCUCACGUUCUUCACUCAAUAUUAGAGUAUCGUAGAGGUAACUCUUUUAUUUCGUCAAAGUUUAUUUUACGUGUGAACGAAAAAUAUGACUUCGAAGUACGAAUGUAACUGUGAAGAUGAAGGAUGCAAUUCAGUCGAAAGGAACUAAUAAUAUAAAUAGUACUAAGACUAAACCAUCCUUAGAGAUUUAUCGACCACCAGGUGGAAGAACGGAAGGGACAACGGCGAACGUCACUAAUCCAAGAUUGAACGUACAUGCUAAGGAGUUCACUAUGAAACAGAACGAUUCGCAUCCAUCUAAGUCUCGGACGAAUGCUUCAGAGCGUACCCCGUAUUAUCUACAGCACAGCAAAUCGAGUGGGAACGUUCAUCGAUAUCUUUACGCUCAGCAACAACAGCAACAUCAACAGCAACUUCAUCAUCCCUUACAUCAACAGAGACAUUCUCAUGGUAGCCAUCAUUCGAGUUCGUCGAGACAAGGACAUCCUUUGGAAACGGUUGCUUCCAGCGGAAAUAUCUUACACGGUACAAAUAGAGUUCACUUCAAUGUGGACCACAAUGAAGGGAAAUCUAGCACACCGAAAGUAGGAAGACUUACGAAGUCUCUAUCAUUCGUGUCCACUUACGGUUUGAAACGUUCGAAAAGUCUGAACGCUGCCGAUGUUCUGGCUGCUAAAGCAAUUAAUAUCUCUGAUGCUUCGGAAUUAGGAAAGUUUCCGUGCCCUGUUCAAGACACCCUUUUAAGAGCCAUCGAUGAUCCAAAUCUAUUGAAUGCACGUUCGCUUAUGGAACUCGUACGACAUAUAUUAGAACGGACCGUUGAAAAUCGUCGCUAUGCAGAACCAGCGGCAAAGAUUUGCAUCACUAUCAUAGAGAAAGAAAGUAACGAGACCUUCUUGGAAUCGCUCUUGAACAUAUGUCAACAAUGGUACCAAGAUCGUGCGAGAAUACUUCGAGAUGAGUCAGGUUGUCACCGUUAUUCGGCCUUCAUGAUGUUCCUCAACGAGAUGUACUGUCAGCUGAAACGACGACAACUUCAACUGAAGACGCAACAAGAAGGAGUUCCACCGGGCCGUGUGCUUCUCACGUUACUCUGGAAAUGUUGCCAGGAUUGUUUGCAGCCUCCGGUCGUAAAUUCUCUUGCCGAGACGGAUUGUCUCUUCUUCAUUCUCACUUGCAUUGGUAAGGAUCUGGAUGUUGAAUUACCGGCACAACUUCAACAACUUCUUGGAAGUCUACGAGACGCCUUUCUUGCUGACGAGACGAUUCUUCCAUCCGUGAGGAAAACGCUUCUACAAUUAAUAGAACUACAUGCAGCUCAUUGGCAAUUACCAGCACCAGCAGUCGUAUACUAUUAUCCUGGAUCGACUUCCAAAUGAUCUUUGUUCUUUUUAUUUAUUUUUUCGGUCUAUCCAUCCAUCCAUCUAUCAAUCCAUCCAUCUAUCCAUCUAUCCAUCUAUACAUCUAUCGAUCCAUUGGUCUUCACAUUUUUUGUGUGUAUGUGUAUGUGUGUGCGUGUCUGCGAGUGUGAGUGCGUGCAUGUGUGCGUUGUCAAAGCUCGAACUCGCGUACAUGCGUUCAUUAUUUUUUUCUACUCGAUUGAAAAACUUUUCACGGAUUGAUUCUCUUUUAACGGACCAUUCAUUCUAUCUCUCUUUUUCUCAUUUCCAAUUUCUCUCUACUUUCUUUUAUAAAUCACGACAAACGUGUACGAUACAUAUACAUAUAUGCAGACAUAAAUACAUAUAUAAAUCGUGCCAUUCGUAAAAUAAUUCUGUGUUUCCUGAUAAGAGAAAAAACAAUUAAAUCCUCGCUUCGAGGAAUCGAAAGGAA
Messenger RNA from Polistes dominula (European paper wasp), 2294 nucleotides. RefSeq lists its product as uncharacterized. The record is from RefSeq and is a predicted model, not a curated record. Gene Ontology annotation, cellular component: cytosol. Gene Ontology annotation, molecular function: protein binding; RNA binding; translation activator activity. Gene Ontology annotation, biological process: regulation of translational initiation. Lineage: Eukaryota; Metazoa; Arthropoda; Insecta; Hymenoptera; Vespidae.